Molecule: messenger RNA, 918 nt
Organism: Sorghum bicolor (sorghum)
Lineage: Eukaryota; Viridiplantae; Streptophyta; Magnoliopsida; Poales; Poaceae
Exons: 1
Coding region: 1-918 (305 amino acids)
Source: RefSeq, a predicted model, not a curated record
AUGCGUAUGCUCACUUAUGGGCUUCCAGCUGAUGCGACAGAUGAGUAUAUCCGCAUUGGCGAAAGUACUGCACUUGAGAGCCUACGUAGGUUUGUUGCUGCAGUUGUUGAGAUUUUUAGAGAUGAAUAUCUCAGACAUCCCAAUGAGGCAGACACAACACGCUUACUUGCAAUGGGUGAGAAGAAAGGCUUUCCAGGAAUGUUAGGGUCCAUCGAUUGUAUGCAUUGGGCAUGGAAGAACUGUCCAUAUGACAAACAAGGUCAGUACAAGGGGCAUGUGGAGAAGCCCACAAUCAUUUUGGAGGCUGUUGCUUCUGAAGACCUCUGGAUAUGGCAUGCCUUCUUUGGAAUGCCUGGGUCUCACAAUGACAUUAAUGUUCUUCAUAGAUCUCCAUUGUUUGAUAACCUAGCAGAAGGUAGAGCUCCAGAAGUGAAGUAUUCUGUCAACGGCCACGACUACAACAUGGGUUAUUACCUUGCAGAUGGUAUAUACCCUGAUUGGGCUACUUUGGUAAAGACAAUCAGGCAUCCUAUGGGUAACAAGAGGCAAUAUUUUGCCAAAUCGCAAGAAGCAGCGAGGAAGAUGGUGGAAAGAGCUUUUGGGGUUCUUCAAUCUAGAUUCGCCAUUGUUCGAGGACCAGCACGCCCUUGGGACAUUGAGACUUUGGCAUUGAUCAUGAGGGCUUGUGUCAUAAUGCACAACAUGAUUGUGGAAGAUGAGGGAUUCUUGGUCGACCCUGAUGAGCGUUUUGAAGAUGAUGCUGACAAUGUGGAACCUGCUCAUGGUCGAGCUGCUCGAUCACUAGAUGAAUAUAUCGAGGCGCAUAGACAGAUCAGAGACAAGGAUACACAUGUUCAGUUGAAAGAAGAUCUCAUCGAACACCUGUGGAACAAUCAUCCCGAUUUAUAUUCGUACUAG